This is a messenger RNA of Daucus carota subsp. sativus, 1705 nucleotides long. RefSeq names its product IAA-amino acid hydrolase ILR1-like 4. Gene Ontology annotation, biological process: auxin metabolic process. The transcript has 5 exons. Lineage: Eukaryota; Viridiplantae; Streptophyta; Magnoliopsida; Apiales; Apiaceae. Gene Ontology annotation, molecular function: IAA-Ala conjugate hydrolase activity. Gene Ontology annotation, cellular component: endoplasmic reticulum. The record is from RefSeq and is a predicted model, not a curated record. Bases 255 to 1571 code for a protein of 438 amino acids.
AUGAAGCAUAAAAGCCUCGUUACAAAAUCAAUUAAGCACGUGGAGACUGGAGUCGGUUAUACAGAAACAUCAAGAAAGCUAGUCAAAAACGUUAAGCAAGUGUCUCCCUCCAUUUAUCUAUCUAUAAAUGCCCACUUUAUUCCACAUUUUUAAAAUUUAAAUUUAAAUUUACCCACCGUAUAAGAAAACAAUAAUUGCUGUUCUUGACUCUGCAAAUCAAACCCAUUACAGUCUUCCUUUUCAGGGAUGCAAAAAUGGUUUUCUUGAGAUUAAUAUUAGCUUUCUUGAUUUAUAAUCUUUCAGUGUUUUGUUCAGUACCCAUAUACUCAGAUUCUUCUAAAAUUUCUAAAGAAUUUCUUGAUAUAGCUAAGAGCCCAGAAAUAUUUGAUUGGAUGGUGAGUAUAAGAAGGAAAAUACAUGAAAAUCCAGAACUGGGAUAUGAAGAGUUUGAGACCAGCAAGCUUAUUAGAGCUGAACUCGAUAAAAUGGGGAUCAAGUACAGAUAUCCUGUUGCUGUUACUGGUAUUGUUGGAUAUAUUGGCUCUGGUGAAGCUCCUUUUGUUGCUUUAAGGGCUGAUAUGGAUGCACUACCCAUGCAGGAACUAGUGGAAUGGGAGCACAAGAGCAAAACUCGCGGUAAGAUGCACGCUUGUGGGCAUGAUGGUCAUGUUGCAAUGCUUCUUGGUGCAGCAAGGAUUCUUCAAGAACAUCGCCAAUCUUUAAUGGGUACAAUUGUUCUUGUUUUUCAACCUGCUGAGGAAGGAGGGGGAGGAGCAUCGAAAAUUUUGGAUUCAGGGAUUCUAGAGAAUGUCAAAGGCAUCUUUGGUCUGCAUGUUUCUUCUGAUUUACCUAUAGGGAAGGUGUCUUCCAGGUCUGGUCCUCUUUUGGCUGCAAAUGGUUUUUUCGAAGCUGUGAUAAGUGGUAAGGGAGGUCAUGCUGCCAUCCCGCACCAUUCAAUUGACCCCAUUUUAGCAGCUUCAAACAUAAUUGUGAGUUUACAGCACCUUGUUUCACGAGAAGCAGAUCCUCUUGACUCUCAGGUUGUUACAGUUGCAAAAUUUCAAGGUGGCAGUGCGUUCAACGUUAUUCCAGAUUCUGUAGUCAUUGGCGGCUCCUUCAGAACAUUCUCCAAGGAAACAUUUGCGCACCUCAAGCAGCGAAUUGAGGAGGUUAUUAUCGGACAAGCAGCUGUACAGAGGUGCAAUGCAACUGUUAAUUUUCUAGAAAAAGAUUUUUGCCCUCCUACUGUAAAUGAUGAGGCCUUGCACAAACACUUCCAGAACGUAGCAGGAGACUUGCUCGGCAUUUCUAAUGUGGAAGACAUGAAGCCAUUGAUGGGAUCUGAGGAUUUUUCAGUUUACCAAGAGGCUAUACCGGGUUACUAUUAUAUCCUGGGAAUGAAAAAUGAAACGAAAGGGAAGUUCCCAUCACCACACUCACCUUAUUUUGAAAUCAAUGAGGAUGCAUUUCCAUUUGGUGCUGCACUUCAAGCGUCACUAACUGCUAGUUACCUUCUUGAAAUCCAAUCAGAAAAUCCUCAGGUGAAGGACGAUUAUCACGAAGAAUUGUAAGGUACCUGUAUGUAGCAAUCCCCAAACACCUCUGAUAUUUCAUAGAGGUUUAAAUAACAGAGACAACAUGAAACUCAUGAGAAGAAGUGUCUGUAUUGAACACAAGAAACUAUUCCAACUGCAAAUUACAUAUA